This is a messenger RNA of Osmia lignaria (orchard mason bee), 9168 nucleotides long. It is a transcript of the gene Glut4EF, whose product is annotated as Glucose transporter 4 enhancer factor. Lineage: Eukaryota; Metazoa; Arthropoda; Insecta; Hymenoptera; Megachilidae. Gene Ontology annotation, cellular component: nucleus. Gene Ontology annotation, molecular function: DNA-binding transcription factor activity; RNA polymerase II cis-regulatory region sequence-specific DNA binding. Gene Ontology annotation, biological process: regulation of transcription by RNA polymerase II. The record is from RefSeq and is a predicted model, not a curated record.
GCCGCUUGCUCGUCUGUCCUCAGUCCCUCCCGGUCGCUCAGCUGUGCGUCACAUGUCGGGUAUCGCGAGUCCUACUCUUGCCCGUAUACAAUCGAAUCGUGUACCGCUUGUUCGUUCAGGCCACCGUAAGACGCCGGAUUUCUCUUCACCGGCAAGCGUAAUCACUUAUAUAUUAUGGUAUCUACCGCUUGCAUACCAACGCAUUAUCACAGAUCAAUCACGAAGUGCCUCGAACAUGCGGACGGCGUGACGAACGCAGGCAACGGUGCACGCCGUUUUGUUGAUACAUUGAGUUCUGUGUUCAGGCCGCGAAGGCCACCGCGUCCUUUUUCAUUUUAGAAUCAACUGCGCGAUUGAUAAUUUCAUAGAAAACUACCGAGUAUUCGGCCGUACACGCGAGUUAUCGUGGAACGAUGACCUAAACCGACAUUGUUGCAAAACGGUGUUCGUUAAAGUAAUAAAAAAAUACGAGCGACGUCAAGAAAAUCAGUGCGCUCAGUUUCCGGGAGUGUUUACCGAAUAUUCAGCUGAUUCAUAGAUACAAUAUCGAUCCGCGUCAUUUGUAGCAUUGUCUCCUCACAAGUUUUGAACUGUUCAGCCGCGCGUACGUUGUUCCUCACAGUGUAAUCUUACUUCGCCGGCUUACGGUCACGAUUCCACGCGCAUAUUUUGAUUAGAGAAAAAGAAAACAAGUUGCAAGACAGAAAGCAAAACGUGACAGUGCAAAUGAGUUUCACGAGAGACCUAUCGACCCCAGAUACAUUCGAGAAGAGAACAAAAAGUGCUCUGUGAAAAUUCAAGUGCAUCCUCGUCGAACGUUUGUCGACUCGCGAGGUGAUCAACGAGAAGUCGUUUAUUCAUAGAUACCACAAAUAAUGUCGACGGGCAAGAGGCUGGCAAAACGCAGCAUAAUCGGCACCAGAGUGUGUGCUCCCGGCGAGGACGGGAAGUAUUAUAGUGGCGUCAUUCACGCCGUAAAAACGCCGGCGUCAGCCGCCUCCGAGUCAGGCCUCAGUAUUACACCGAAGACUCGGUACUCUGUGCGCUUCGAUUCCGUGCCCGGUGGACGUCCUCCGAGUCCCAGCACCGAGUACUCCGAUCGCGAUCUCAUCGGACCUGGUUUCGGAUCCGUUACCAGCGCGCGACUCGUGCCAGGCCAGAAAGUUUAUCUGACGUAUAACGGACGGGAAAUUCACGCGGAGGUCACGCAACAUCGUGAGCAUCUUGACGAGGUGGAAGUAAUAAUCGCACCGAAUAAUCAAGAGACGAUGAGGCUGACCAAACGUAUAGACGAGGUCAGGUUGCUCGAGUCACGUAAGAGUGCUCGACUGGCCGAUCAAGAUACAGAUUUCGCUAGGCUUGCCGAUAUGGCCGGAGAUCGGAAACGGGCUUCUUCUCACUCCAUCGACGUGCCACACGUGAUUGGGUCCAGGAAACGACGACCUAGCUCGAGCAACGACUCCGAACGGUCGUACAGCGGUUGGAGCGAUAGGAUACCCCAUGGGUGCGGUCGCGAGGGUUGCCGUACCAACGAGCGGGGCGACUGCAUGGACGAAUGCACCGCUGCACUGGUGCUUAUGUCGCUUUCCUGCUCGCCACACAGUCCUCAUAAUCCCCUGCCACUUCACUGCCAGCACAAUUACGGUUCCUGGGGAGGGCGAGGAGGAGGGGGUGGCGGCGUGGUGGUCGGCUCACCGGGUGUUGGUGGCACGUCGAACAGCAGCAGCAGCAGCAGCAGCGGGGCUUCAUGGCGGAGUGGCACCCCUAGUCCACCCCUGAGCGACGAAGGAGCACCGACAACAGGGUCUUUAUGGCCGACUUCGGCUCAUCCUUCGCACAAUCAGCAGCACUACCCUUACAACGCGUCUGGCUCGUCGUCGAGUAGUACCCCCGGCUCGACUACCACCCUGGACGAGGGUAUAGUGCCCGAUUACCUCGAGGAACAACACCCGCGCAAAAAGAAGAUCCGAGCGAAAGUGAACCACGACCCGAUCGAAAAUGAAGUGGCAAACAGCGCGAUCUACGAAAGCGAACAGGCGAACGCAGCAGUGGUGUUCAAAUGCACUUGGAAGGGGUGCCUGGAGAUCAAAGCGACCGUGGCGCUUAUCGAGGAACACGUGCGCCAAUCGCACUUGGGGCCGAAAAAGUCGAACGGCUACGAUAACGAAGAUGACGACGACAUCUCGGACCACGAGGAGGAAUUUUACUACCAAGAGGUGGCGGUGGAUCACAUGAGUUCACCGCCGACGAUGUCGCACCGGGACAUGGCCAGGCCACCACACGAAGAUCCCGAGUAUCAGAAACAACUUCGCCUUGAGGCAACCUCCACCAAUAAUAAUAAUAACAACAACAAUAACAACAACAGCCUCGAGAGUAUGAUGGUCGGGAUCAGAGAACGUAAUACGGCGUUCGCCAUUUCGCAAUCACCGUCGGAUCUGCUAGCGGUCCGUUGCAUGGGACUGAUGGACCGCAAAAGGUUAUGGCGGUACUGCCCAUACUCGCCACCAGAGGGAUCGUCCGAAAACUCUAGCUUUCCUGGUACGCCAAUCAAGCACAUAAAGCUAUCACCACGACCGAUCCAGGCGUACCAGCAGAAUACAUUGUUGCCGGUGUCGACGGGCAAGGUGCCAUCAUCGCCACGACGGAUCCGCGGGGAGACGAAGAAAUGUCGCAAGGUCUAUGGUAUGGAGCACCGUGACCUUUGGUGCACACAGUGCAAGUGGAAGAAAGCCUGUAGCCGUUUCGGCGACUAGGCCAAGCGACCGCCCCGUUCGUACGUCCGCGGACGGAGAUUGUCGCCGAGCCGACCCCAGAGUUUGCCAAUGCUACGUUAAACUUCUCUCGCCAACUGCCAGCAAAAUUGCCAAUUCCCAUCGUCGUCGUCGGACACUCGACUAGCGCGAACAAAAGUGUGAGGUGGUGCGAUCCGUAGCGUUGACUGGUGUCACCACAGCGAAGAGGUACCCCAUAUAUCGUCCACCAUCUUUUCUAGAACCGUUCGAUCCGGCAGGUUUUCAUAUUCCCGCUAUCAGGGAUGUCAUAAAAUGCCAAUGAUCGAAAGAGAUCACUGGGUCAGGCGGUGUUGCGAACGCCAGCAAUACCUCUUCCUGUAUUUCUUGUUUCCCGUAGUCGUAUCUCUUGGCUUUUUCCUGCCUUGCGAGUAUAGGUAAACGAGACGCCAUGAGUCUCGCAGAAAAACGUCAAUCCCAUGACGGAUGGCGGACGGUUAGAAGGGCCGAUCACACAUUGCGUGCGAAGCAGAGAAGAUCGUCGACACUUGUUGUCAGUAAUCAAAUAGAGAGAAGAAUCGAACAUUGAAGAUGAAAAGAAGAUCGUUGACCGAUCGUCUGGCAUUUGGCAAACUCCGUUAGGGUCUUUUUUAGCCGUAAUAAGGGAUUUUGAUUAGUAGGUAACGAAUAACUGGGACGAGGUAUCCUUAGACUGUCGUGCUCUCUUUCUUUAUUUCUCUCUCCCUUUCUAUUCCUUUUUUCUUCCUAUCUAUACGUACAUGGAGAGCACGGAACAAGGUCUCGUUUCGGGUUUGCCGGAGCAAAAAUCCUUUUUUUUGCUUUUUUUUUUUUUGGUUCGGUACAUAAAGAAAAGAGAUACACGCUCGCUCGAAGUCGCAGCGUGUACGCGCGUGUUCCAAUGAACACGUGAUGGUUCUCGAACCGACUCUUAGGUCAUUGCAAUGGGUCUUCCUUCUUCCGACGAGGGCGACGAAGCUCGAUUUCGUUGGGGUUGUCGUCGUUUCUUGAAAACACGUCGAUCGUCCACGCGAUCCACGAUCAGACACAAAGAGAGAGAGAAAGAGAGAAAUGGAGUCGCGUGCGACCCACGUAUCGGACGAAUGGAAGACCGCAAAACAAAUCGAUAUACAUAUUUGGUCUGACCGAUUGUUCUUCCUGGAAGGACGCAGACGGGCAAGUUGAAUGGAAUCGCGUCGAAGCGCUAGGGCCAAUUGUGAUAUUUUCUCUAAAUUUUAUCGGAUAAUUAGACGGGUAUGGGCCGACAUAUAAACGUAUACAUAUGUACAGAAGGAACGGUAACGAUGACGAGGUGAAGAAUACGAUGAACAGACAAUGCGUGUCGCAGAGGGGAAACAAAAUUUUAUACACCAAUUAUAUAUUAUACUGCCAGAUUAAAUUAAUUCAAUCGAAGCGAAACGACAAACGAACAAAAGAAAAAACAUAAAAAAAAGAAGGGAGUAAGGAUAACGACCAUACUGUUGGAGCUUCGUACGCGAAAAAUAGGGAACGAUGCAGCGGGUGUGCAUGUGUACUAUGUGCGUAUGCGUGGAUGAAUGUAUGCGUGUGUCGAGCUGAGGUUUGCUAGCCUCAUCUCGACGACCUAAGAUCGUGUUCGCCGACAAAGGAAAAAAAAAAGCAAAGAGGAGCUGCGUGCACGAAAUAGAGAUAAAGGCUUCGCAGUUGAAUCGAUCGAUCGAUGUAAGUACAUACAAUACCGAGGAUGAAAAUCAUCCUUUAGCCAGGAGAUCUCGUUCUAUGGCUGACAAGUAUGUACGUAAAAAAGGACGAAAAUUCGAAGUAGCGAUUUCCAACACGCGUAAACUCGUAUUCGCGACGAGGAGAGAAGCUUCUAUUUUCAUCUACGUAUUUUAAACGUGCUCCUUUCUCGCCUUCGAUCGUCCGCACGACAUGCAAACAAAACUUACACGUUCGUUUUGGUCACGAAUCGUUCGUAGGGAAGGUAAACCAAAACGCGAGGGACAAAGAAAUCGUUUGAUCUCGAUGACUUUUGCGACGGUGGCGGUGCAGUUUAAUCCUUUAACGAGAAAAAUAUUUUGUUUUUCGUUUUGAGACGCGCGACACGAAGGAUCCCGCCUGCUAUCACCGUCGUCAAAUUUAAAUGAUUCUUUAUUACCGUUAUUAUUAAUGUAAUUACUGUUAUUAUUAAUUAUUCGUUUGUUUUAACGAUAAGUCUUGGGUGUCUCGUUGUUAUCAGCGGACGCGAACGUAAGAAUUUGAAUAGUGUUUCAAUGGUAUAUCUUAUGUUUCGUAUCCGUUGAAAGGACGAGACUGCUUCCAUCGUGUUGAUCAAUGCUCAUCUUUCUAGUACAAUUUCAUGCGAUUUUUAACGACGCGUUCUUCGUUUUGCUUGCAUAAUUUUACGGUUAAUCUCAACAGUGUACUGAUUUAUUUAAUAUAUACGUACGUACUAUAUAUAUAUACACACAUAUUAACAUUGCGUUACGCGAGAUUAAGUGGUUCGCCGAGAAAAUAUCAAAAACACCGAAGGAGUAUCAGAAUUACAGACACGUGCAACGACCGCGUAAGAUUCGAAUGAAAAAUCAGGAUACACACACACGAUCACCGUGACGGUAUUACGUUUGGUUUUUUUAUUUUUUCGCGACACACAAUUUCGUAUUUCCGAACCAAAGACAUCGUAUCUCCAAUCGUGUUCCACCGUAUUUCUCUUUUAUCGAUUGUCGUCAUCUAUACAAAGUGUUUUCGUUUUCUUAAUCGUUUUGUCUACGUACUUAGAUUCUUGUUAGCUGAGUUAGCCGAAAAAAAAAAGAGUUUCGUGGACGCAAUGUAUGCAAGUAUAUUAACAGUUUGAGUGCCAUUCAUCCGUUUCGUGUUAAAGAGACGAUUCGAGAUUCUAUAACAAUAACAGUAAACUAAGUUAGGGCCAAUGCGAUGGCACUUAUCAAUUUUCAAUAUGGCACUCAAACGGUUAACACCUAUGUCACUGUGCUCGAUCGAACGCAAGAAGUAGCAAGGAAUACAUCGUAGAUCAAGGACCAGGAUGUAGGAAAUUAAAUGAAAAACGAAAUGGAAAAAUAAUGAGAAGAAGGAAAGCAAAGUCGUGAGACUACGUUGAUAGAAUAGAAAGUAAUUGCCGUCCAAAUAGGUUCCUUCAUUAGGUCAAAAUUCGAAUCCUAAUCGUGGCUUCUUGGAUGUACUAUUGAAAUCGGAUUUUCCAAAUAAUCCUGAUCGAACGCCGAAUAAUGCUACGAAAAGAAUAUAGCGAUGACGCUGCAUAUCGUUAUUGUUAUACGUUUUUAUAGCGCAUCGUGGUCCAACAAGAAACAGGACACUUGAUUAUCUUCUUUGUUAGCAAAGAUAUGCUCGUGGCAAAAAUCAUUUUUGUCAAUGUAAUUUGAAAAAGUUUGCAUUCUUAUUCGUAAAAUUAGAAGGAUGAGCAUUUAUUCAAGUGAUUAAUUACGUCAUUAUGUACGAUGAUAAUUCUUUAGUAUAAAUUAUUAUCCUUUUUGGAUAAAAAAGAAUUGUAGAUUUAAAUGUUGAUUCUGACAACAUGUAAUCGUUUAAUGAUAAUCAUGUUUAAACGUUAGAUUCCAAAAUGAAUCACGAUAGUAUCGUUAACUGAAAAUGGAUAAUAGGUGUUUCAUUUUUGGUGGACCACCGUAUAUGUAUAUUGUAACAAUUUUUUAACGUCGAAAUUUCUAUUGAAAUUAAACAUUUUACUGACGGUUUUUAGCGUGUCGCAGGGAUAGAUACUAUCCUUUCAUUUAUUGUAGCCGUUCUUUUUUAAUAAUCACAAUAAUCGUAUCCAAGAUACGAACAAUUUUUCGAUACUUUUAAGAGAAUUUUUUGACGAUGACCAUUUGGUACUAUCGAGCAAAAAAAAAGUAGUAUUAUUCGGCACGCGUAAGACGAGAAUCUUUAUUUUCCUCGGACUCUUCAACGGAAAAAGAAAAAAAAACAAAGGGAAUAACCCGACGUUGCAUCCUUAACUUCUUUGUUUCGGGGAGUGUUGAAAAACGAAAGAGAAUUUUGGCGGGAAUUCACACGUCAGGCACACCACAUGGAAAAGUCGCGAUAGAAGAAUUAACGAUCGUGCCAUUCGAAAUGCCAAAUAUUCUCCGCUACUACAUUUUUCUAAUCAUCAAAAUGAAAUUCCAAACAGCGUAAGAAACGCAGCAGAAAGAAACAGACAUCUAACGCGGAACGCUUUAAAUUGCUGGAGAACGGGAAAAACAGAUUCGUAACGGAAGCUUUACAGACUUAAAGAUACCUCAGGUUUAUUUCAUAACAGAAACAAACACAAAACGGCCAUUUUGAUCGAAGCAAAAAAUCAGAGAAGUAACAUCGAAUUCACGUCAUCGUCGUCGUUGUCACCGGCUUCGAUCAAGAUGGCUCGAAACAGUUAGGCACUGAAACUAUAUUUCAUAUGUAUCUUGUCGCGAUAUAAACGUCAAUAUUACUUAGUCGAAUUCGUUGCAGUCGAGUUCACGGACUCGCAUUAUAUUAUUGUAUAAAUAUUGUAUCGCAUUUAAAAAUAGGUCGCUUGAAAACGUUCAAAAGUCCGGGGCGGGGGCAAAUGUUGUAUCGGGCCCCGGACAUUUUGUGUGCCGACUAUCCUCAAACCACGAAUAGAUAAUUAAGUCGUUCUCGCGUGUCCAGUGUUGCCGGGUACGUGUACGUUUCGUUCGAUCAAUCCGAUCGUUCGUCGAAACUCGUUGGAUUUCUUUCAUAGUCUUUCUGCAUCUUGCUCCUUCUUGCAAUAUUAUAUUAAUCAUUAUCGUUGUCAAUCUCGAAAGAGCUACCCUAAAAUCAGACGUGCCAAAGAAUCCGUUUUCCGUUGGCAACACUGUACGGUCGCGAUACGACCGAGCAUAGUCCGCACGCACUAACCGAACGGAACAUAUUCGAUCGAUUCGACCAGCGAGCCAAUUAGGGCCGAUCAAAAACGAAGAAAUAAAUAAAAAAAAAAAAAAAAAAAAAAACGGAAAGAUCCUGCUAUUGUACGUCGAACGACACACGUUAUGUACAACGAUCGCCCGGGGGAUAUAUAUCGAUCCAGGGCUCGGUCCAGCACGAUCGUCGAGAUUUGAAAAGGGGCAAACAUAGAAAAAAGAUUUAAAAAGAUGAAAAAACGAUACAAACGUCGCGUCGCGGAAAUGGCCGGGAUUAAUUCAUACCAAAACGAUCUCAUAUCGAUUUAAUGAAAUGCAAUUUUUGAUCGUGCGGUCGACCGGGGGGUGUGUGUUUUGAUGCCCUAUGUUGUUUAAAGGGCAUCCUGGAAGCGACGAAAUUUUUUUCAUUGCAUGUACCUGUUUCAAUACGCGUCGCGAACGAUGAACCGACGCGGGAGGAGAAGGCAAGUAGACGGUUGUUCGUGGAAUCGAUGUUCGAAUCGAUUAACCCUGUAAUGGUAGCGUGGAUGACAAGGGUUACCCGUUAUAAAAUUGUAAAAAAAUCAGACGUCUGUUCUCAGCAACAAAUUAUAAUUAGAAAUAAUGUUAGAAUUUAGCAACCCUACACAGUGGACAUCUUUAGGAAAGAUGAAGGACCUAGCCUUUCCCACACAAACAUCCUUGCUAUGUGAAAUAUCAUACAAGCGAUUUUCCAUAUAAAAGAUAAACAAGUUUAGUUAAUUAAAAUUAUUCAUACGACCAUUUUAGGGCUGAAGAACCAUUGGUCUCUUGCCUGAUCGUCUUGGACCGCGUUGCACUUGGUCGAUCGCGCAAAGCAAAGACAUAUUAUUAAAAUAGUAUAUUAUAUUAUAUAUUAUAUUAUUAUUAUUAUAUUAUUACCAUUAUUAAUGAUUAAUUUUUAUUGAUUAUUAUUAUUAUUACCAUCGUCAUCGUCAUUAUCAUCAUUUUUUAAAAAUGAAGCUAUUUACUAGCGUCACUAACGAUACGGUGAAGUGAUUUGUUAAAAGGAAAUAAAAAAUACGCGAAAUCUUUAUUAUCAAUGCGUUAGUGGGACUUGUUAGUAUUAACGCAAUACUCGAUCUGCCGAACACUUAUCGAGCUGACCAUGUUUAAGAUCCGAAAGAUAGCUGGCACGUCGUGCAACCAGCGACUCUUUUUUUUUAUUAAACGUAUGCGAAAUUCUUUAUAUCCGUAUAUCGCUGCAGACGCUUCUAUUUAUCGAGAGUAAAAACAAAAAGGAAUCGUAGAUUAUAAAAUGCUGUGGUUAUGUCACAUUACACGACACUCGAAUUUAUUCUAACGUAUUUCGACUGAGCAAAGAAUUAUACGAUGAACGUUGAAUCAUAUUUGAGUGUAAAAUUUCAUCGUCGAGACUAUUCUCCUUGUGGUAAUAAACCUCUCUAAGAAAAUCGUAUCAACUUAUUGAUUUAUUUUAUCUAAAUCAACCCAUUAAGGACCAAUAAAAGUAAAAAAAAAAAAACAUCCACAAAAUUUAAUAAUGUACAUUAAUUAAAAAAAAAAAAAAA